Molecule: messenger RNA, 441 nt
Organism: Chironomus riparius
Lineage: Eukaryota; Metazoa; Arthropoda; Insecta; Diptera; Chironomidae
Source: the annotation of a GenBank genome assembly
AUGAAAGCGAGUAAAUUAAUUUCCAUUAUUUUGCUGAGCUUAGUCAUCCUUGUCAGUGGAGAACUGGAAGACGGAAAUGACUUAAUAGCUCCAGCAAACAUACCAGUAGAAUGGGGAAACAUCAAUGGAACUAGACUUCUUGCACAACAACGAUUUUUCUACUAUCCAACUCCAGGCGUUUUUGCAACGGGCAAUGGAUCAAUGUCAACUUCAAAUGUCAUUCUUGGAAUGAGAUUGAUAAGAUUGAAUGGCACUGAUGGACUGCAUACGCUAAUUAGUGGAGGAGUGAAUCAUAAAUUUGUGAAUUUUGAUUUCAUGGGAGUUGGAAUAGGAAGAGCUUACGAUUUUGAUAUUGAGCUUUUCGGAAGUGCUGCAACAAAAAAUUUCUCUACGGUUUUAGUUGUUUUGUCAAGCUUCUUGAUUUAUAUUUUUAACUUCUGA